GUGUUCGCCAUCACUGGGAGAAGCAGGACCCCUGACAGCUCUAAAAACAGAACGCGGGUUCACGUUUAACCAAAGUUUCCUCGCGAUUAAAAGUCAGGGAGGAAAAUGUCGCCGCGGACCCGCAGCUCACGAUGUGUCGCUGUUGCUGCAAAAGAGUGAAGUUUUUCUCCCGAGCGGCUAAACGCAAGCUGGCUAACGCGGAGAGCUAACGGCUAAAGCUAAAGCUGCGCAGUUUCGUUUCACAGAAAACUCCCACCCCGUCUGCGAGCUGCCAGGAGCUCUCACUUCACUUCAGAGUUUCACCACUUUAAACUUAUGGUGGACGGUGGAUGACCGAGCCUAGAAGUAACCGCUGGCAGUUGCACGGAAUCGGACACAAUCCACAAUGAAGAGAAGAGCCGAAGCACCGCCAAUCCCACCGACGGGGACAAAGCUGUGUCGUGAAGACAGCAGCUCGGACGAGGAGUCACAAUUAUCCCGACAAGACUCCAGCCAAAAUGACUCCCUCAGUGACCAGGAGGAGCAGAGACCAGGGUUCUCCAUGCCCUCCAUAUCAUCCUUUGAUGGACAAGACACAGACGCCCCCUCAGACAACCCCUCCGACAACCCCUCCAAGUUCACUAUGUACAACAGUGUGUCACAGAAGCUCAUGGCCAAGAUGGGUUUCCGUCAGGGCGAGGGUCUGGGGAAGUUUGGCCAGGGACGCAAGGAGAUCAUAGAGGCUUCGACCCAGCGAGGAAGACGGGGUCUCGGCCUCACGCUGCAGGGCUUCCAGGGGGAGCUCAAUGUCGACUGGCGCGAUGAAUCAGAGCCCAGUCCUGUAGAGAAGGUAGAUUGGUUCCCGGAAUGCACCACAGAGACCCCAGAUGCAGAUGAACUGAGGGACUGGAUGAUUCUGGGAGAGAAAAAACUCAAGAUCGAGGAAGAGACAGAGUUUUGCACUGAAGAUCUUCUGCACACUCUUCUCAGGUGCAAGAGCAUAUUCGAUGACCUGGAGGGCGAGGAGAUGCGGAGAGCUCGGACACGCUCCAACCCUUACGAAACAAUCAGAGGAGGGAUCUUCCUCAACAGAGCAGCUAUGAAAAUGGCUAACCUCGACCACUGCUUCGACCACAUGUUCACCAACCCAAAGGAUCCGAAAGCGCUGCCUCUGACAAAGGACCGUGAUGGGGAGCUCCUGUACUUUGCUGACGUGUGCGCGGGGCCCGGAGGCUUCUCAGAGUACAUCCUGUGGAGGAGACGCUGGCACGCCAAAGGCUUCGGCAUGACGCUGAAAGGACCCUGUGACUUCAAACUGGAAGAUUUCUUCGCUGCGCCGAGCGAGCUGUUUGAGCCCUACUACGGUGAGGGAGGGGUGGACGGAGACGGGGACAUCACUAAGCCAGAAAACGUGACGGCCUUUAGAAACUUUGUGUUUGAGAGCACAGAGAGGAGAGGGCUCCACUUCCUCAUGGCAGAUGGGGGGUUCUCUGUGGAAGGUCAGGAAAACAUCCAGGAGAUCCUGAGCAAACAGCUGCUGCUCUGUCAGGCCCUCACUGCUCUCUCUACCCUCAGGACAGGUGGCCACUUUGUGUGUAAGACCUUUGACCUAUUCACUCCCUUCAGUGUGGGUUUGGUCUACCUGAUGUACCUCUGCUUCGACAGGAUCUGUCUCUUCAAACCGAUCACCAGCAGACCGGCCAACUCUGAGAGGUACAUCGUGUGCCGUGGUCUGAAGCCCGGAUCAGAACCCGUCAGGGAAUACAUGUUCAGAGUCAACCUGAAACUGAACCAGCUGAAGAACUCGGAGAGAGACGUUACAGAUUUGGUUCCGCUGAGUAUCAUCAAGGAAGACACGGAUUUCUAUCCAUUUAUGGUCAACUCCAAUGAGAGGCUCUGCGUUGUCCAGAUCAAGGCCUUGGCCAAGAUCCACGCUUUCGUCGUCGACUCGGAACUUUCAGAGACGAGGCAGGCCGACAUCAGGAAGCAAUGUCUGAAGCUAUGGGGGGUACCAGACAAGGCCAGGGUCACUCCUGCUCCCUCAGACCCAAAGACAAAGUUCUACGAACUCAUCAAGAAUUUGAAUGUGGAGUCGUUCCAGUCCAAGCUCACAUCUCUCAACCCCACAACCCUUGAUAAGCUGCGUCAUGUACUGGACCACAAGUGCAUUGUGGGAGGUGGAGAGCAGAUCUUUCUUCUCGCGCUCGGGAAGUCUCAGAUUUACACUUGGGACGGGAAGAUGCCUGUUCGCUGGAAGAAGCUGGAGAACUUUAAACUGGAGCUGCCAAGAGAUACGCUUCUGAGCGUGGAGAUCGUCCAAGAGCUGAAGGGCGAGGGAAAAGCUCAGCGGAGAAUCAACGCAGUUCAUGUAAUGGACGCACUAAUACUCAACGGCACUGACGUAAGAGACCAGCACUUCAACCAAAGGAUCCGAAUGGCUGAGAAGUUUGUGAAGGCGGUGGCCAAACCAAGCCGACCAGACAUGAACCCUAUCAGAGUGAAGGAGGUGUACAGGCUGGAGGAAAUGGAGAAAAUCUUUGUCAGACUAGAAAUGAAAGUAACAAAGAGUUCAGGAGGAAUCCCUCGUCUGUCCUACACCGGCAGAGACGACCGACACUUCCUUCCCACUGGCCUCUACAUCAUCAAGACUAUCAGUGAGCCGUGGACUAUCGCGUACAGUAAGAACUCCAAGAUGAAGUUCUUCUAUAAUAAGUUAACCAAGGCGUCCACCUAUGAAAUGCCACCAAACUGUGCUGCUCCCUUCAACGUCUGCCACGCUGAGCGUCUCUUCUGGGCCUGGGUGGACGGCGUCAUCGUUCACGACUCUCAGACCCGCCUGGAUCCCGGGAAACUGUCCAAAGACAAUAUUCUGUCCUUCAUCCACCAGAACUACCAUCCCUGAGGCCGCCACCACGCCAGAAUGCACUAAAUGAUGGCGGACGUAGAGCCUUAUGUUCUAAUGCAGUUUUGCAGUCAUCAAAAAUACUCAGCAGCCGAUUGAAAAUGUGUUUUUGAAUUCCCUGUUUUUAUUCUUCUGUUUGUAAUCUGCUGUUUGACCAUUUCCACGUCCUCUCGUACCAUCAUGUCAUGUUGCUUAGAGAGACAAUGGGCAGGUUGUUAUUGAAGUGCUGGAGCUGAAAGGGAUUUUCCAGCGGUGACAUCCGGACUCCUUAUAAGCAACCGGCAUUUGGAAAAAACCCUCUUGUCUUCUGCCUCCUCCACUGCCCUUGGCUCUAUGACCUCAUCACGUAGGACAAGGAGAAGACAAAAGGCUGCCGCCAUCGUCUCUGCAUUGAAUUGCAUGUCCCUGUUGGAGUGUUUUCUUUUUCUUUGGUUCUUGGGAAAAUGCUUGUGUGUAUCUGCAUCCAUCAGAUCAACAAUGACACAUAGGGUUACAGAUGUUACAACUAUGCAUCUAUAUGUCUCGCUUGCCUUACUCAACAACACAACUGCUCCUCUGCCCGUCUCCGAGGAGAUGAACAUCUGUUUUCUCAGUCUUACAAAUAGGCUCCUUGUUGUUGCUCCUGCCAAAUUUCCAGCUGAAGCCUCAACGCAACAAACCCAUUCAUCUUGUUCUCAAUCAUUGUCGGCACAAUUUCCACGUUGUUGAUGUAGCAGCUGUUCUUCCAUUCGAACGUGAUCUGUCCUCGAUCGAAAAGUGUCUUUUUGGUUUUUAGGUUGUUUCUCCUCCGGCACUUUGUUGUGAUUUUGCCUGGACUGUGUUGUUUCUUAAACCAUGCAAAUGAGUUUUGUUCUCUUGUAAACUUAGCUACCGACCAUUUUAUGUAAAUAAUAGUAUAGUAAAUAAAUGGGAGAUGCUGAUCCUAGAA
Pleuronectes platessa (European plaice) is the source of this 3809-nucleotide messenger RNA. RefSeq names its product cap methyltransferase 1 (gene cmtr1). NCBI's taxonomy places the organism in Eukaryota, Metazoa, Chordata, Actinopteri, Pleuronectiformes, Pleuronectidae. Gene Ontology annotation, molecular function: protein binding; nucleic acid binding; methyltransferase cap1 activity. Gene Ontology annotation, cellular component: cytoplasm; nucleus. The transcript is spliced from 24 exons. The coding region runs from base 386 to 2881 and encodes 831 amino acids. The record is from RefSeq and is a predicted model, not a curated record. Gene Ontology annotation, biological process: 7-methylguanosine mRNA capping.